AUGGGCAUUGAUUACUACAACAUUUUGAAAGUGCCGAAGAAUGCGAGCGAGGAAGAUUUGAAGAAGUCGUACAAGCGUCUGGCUAUGAAAUGGCAUCCCGAUAAGAACAGCCAGAAUAAGAAAGAAGCCGAGGCCAAAUUCAAGCAGAUUUCCGAGGCCUAUGAUGUCCUCAGCGACUUUCAGAAGCGCCAGAUCUAUGAUUUGUACGGCGAGGAAGGUUUGAAGUCCGGCCAGUUCUCUGCUGCUUCCCCCACCAGUGGUGCUAGUGGCAGGGGUUUCCGAUUCAGUCCAAGAGACGCCGACGCCAUUUUCGCUGAGUUUUUCGGCGGAUUUGAUGCCAAUUAUGGUGUUGGCGGCGCAACCGGAGCUGUUAAGAAAGCUGCGCCGGUUGAAAAUAAGCUGCCUUGUACAUUGGAGGAACUGUAUAAAGGAUCUAAACGCAAGAUGCAAAUUUCGAGGAUCGUUCUUGAUGAUUCCGGCAAGCCUGUAACUGUGGAAGAGGUCUUGGCCAUACACAUCAAACCUGGAUGGAAAAAAGGCACAAAGAUUACCUUUCCUGAGAAAGGGAACUAUGAACCUGGUUCUGUUCCCGGAGAUCUUAUAUUUGUAAUUGAUGAAAAACCUCAUGCUGUUUUCAAGAGGGAUGGAAAUGAUCUUGUCAUGCAUCAGAAAAUUUCCUUGCUGGAUGCUCUCACCGGGAAGACACUGAAAUUGACAACCUUGGAUGGAAGGAAUCUGACCAUCCCUGUCAAAGAUAUAGUCAAACCAGGCCAGGAACUGAAGAUUCCAAAUGAAGGGAUGCCCAUAUCUAAAGAACCAGGUACGAGUGGAAAUUUGAGGAUCAAGUUUGACAUUAAAUUUCCUUCGAGGCUUACCUCGGACCAAAAAUCUGAAUUGCGGAGGGUAUUGGGGAAGCAUUAUGAACAGCCCACGGUUUGA
Messenger RNA from Oldenlandia corymbosa var. corymbosa, 939 nucleotides. NCBI's taxonomy places the organism in Eukaryota, Viridiplantae, Streptophyta, Magnoliopsida, Gentianales, Rubiaceae. The record is from the annotation of a GenBank genome assembly.